CGGAGAGCCCCGGGAUGGAGAGCCGAAAGGACAUGGUCAUGUUUCUGGAUGGGGGUCAGCUUGGCACUCUGGUUGGCAAGAGGGUCUCCAAUUUGUCCGAAGCCGUGGGCAGCCCGCUGCCUGAGCCGCCCGAGAAGAUGGUGCCCCACGGUUGCCUGAGCCCGCGAGGCGGCCCUCCGGCUGCCCAGGAGCGCGGAGGGGGAGGCUCGGAGGAGGAGCCGGUCGAUGGACUAUCGGGCAGCGCCGCGGGGCUGGGCGCCGAGCCUCGGGCAGCCGGCACGGCCCUGCUUGGCCCGGGCCCCCCUGCGGACAGCCUCUCCGGGCCCGGGCAACCCAGUAGCUCAGACACUGAGUCGGAUUUCUAUGAAGAAAUCGAGGUGAGCUGCACCCCGGACUGCGCCACCGGGAACGCCGAGUACCAGCACAGCAAAGGGCCCGGUUCCGAAGCGCUGGCCGGCAGUCCAAACGGCAGCAGCGAGACCCCUAAGAGCAACGGCGGCAGUGGCGGCGGGGGAGGUUCGCAAGGCACCUUGGCCUGCAGCGCCAGUGACCAGAUGCGGCGUUACCGUACCGCCUUCACCCGGGAGCAGAUCGCGCGGCUGGAGAAGGAAUUCUACCGGGAGAACUACGUGUCGAGGCCGCGAAGGUGUGAGCUGGCGGCAGCCCUAAACCUGCCGGAAACCACCAUCAAGGUGUGGUUCCAGAACCGGCGCAUGAAGGACAAGCGGCAGCGGCUGGCCAUGACGUGGCCGCAUCCAGCUGACCCCGCCUUCUACACGUACAUGAUGAGCCACGCGGCGGCCGCGGGCGGCCUGCCCUACCCCUUCCCGUCGCACUUGCCCCUGCCCUACUACUCGCCCAUGGGCCUGGGCGCCGCGUCCGCCGCCUCGGCCGCCGCCUCGCCCUUCAGCGGCCCGCUGCGCCCGCUCGACACGUUCCGCGUGCUCUCGCAGCCCUAUCCGCGGCCCGAACUGCUGUGCGCCUUCCGCCACCCGCCGCUGUACCCGGCGGGCCCGGCGCACGGACUGGGCACCUCGGCCGGCGGCCCCUGCUCCUGCCUUGCCUGCCACAACGGCCCCGCCAACGGGCUGGCGCCCCGGGCCGCCGCCGCCUCGGACUUCACUUGUGCCUCCACCUCGCGCUCGGACUCCUUCCUCACCUUUGCUCCCUCUGUGCUCAGCAAGGCCUCCUCCGUCGCGUUGGACCAGAGGGAGGAGGUUCCCCUCACCAGAUAAGGAGCCGCCCGCGGGCUGCCGGCUCCAGGAUGCCCCUGGGGGCCACCCCCCCGGGACUCAGCCAAGGCCCCUCCUGCCCCCAAGACACGGAGGGGAAAGGAGAAGGCCUCAAAGGACCAGCGGGACUCGGCCUCGAGGACAGGGAGGUCCCAGAAGCGAGCAGCAGUGGCUGGCAUUUGGGAGCAGGAGUGGGCAUGGGAAAGCUGAGGUCCAGAGAGAGCUUCCUUUGGGGUUCUAUUCACCGUUCUUCACCGGACCCACCACGCCUGACUCGGGUUGAGGCCAUGACCCCACAGAUAAACAAAACUUAGCAGCAAACAGCAACGCAUAUCCAGCCCCUUUGCCUGCCAUCCCCUCCCCUCACGCUGCUCACCUGGGCCCCCCUCUCCUGCAAAGGCCAAACACUGGAAAGGGAAAUUGCUGUGUCUCUGAACAAAAUGCUGUGUAUGCAGAGCAGGUAGAGAUUAAUCUUCACCAGCUUUUCCAAGGCAUGGCAAGGGGCUUGUGGAUGGCAACAUAUCAGCCCCCUUAGGGGAGAGACCAAGAUGAUUUACUGGCAGGGAGAAUUUUGCCCCUUGGCCAGGAACCCGGGGCUCUCUCACCUUCCUAGAACCCCAGUUGCUUAGCAUCUUCUGGUUCUGACAUCUACCUGAUUUUUUCCCUCACUCCAGCUUUGUGACAACUCUCAACUUGCUCUUCCAGCUCUCCUCCCUCCACUUUUUGUUUGACGUUGGCAGGGAAGCUGCAGCUGCCCCAGGGCCCCUUGGUAGAGGCCAAGUCUCUCCUCCCAGGACCGAGCACACACCCUGAUUAGCAAGUAAUGUGUGCAAGGAGGGCUUCUGAAUGUUGAAUGUAUGUAUGAUAAUGAUCACCAUGGGGCUGGCCACCAAACCCAGAGCCGAGCCGUUAACAAGGCACCCAGGGAAGAGCUUAGGGAGUCAGAAAUUCACCUUCCUCCCUCAGCAUCUGGUGGCAAACUAGAGGCUAUUUUCAUCUUUUUCCUGUUCACCUUCACAACACCAGGAGCUUUCUUCUGGCCCUUCCCUUUGCAUUUGGCAUUUUACAUCCUCCUCUCAUCUUCCUCUGAAGUUGCCACAGGGGCUUGACUUUUCAGAAACCCUAUGGGGUGGGGAGGGCCAUCUCUAUCCUUUGACAGGGUUUGUUUGGGAUCCAGUCUCACUCUCACUCCCAUACUCAUUCUUGUCACCAGUUUUUGAGGAAGAGGAGAACUUUUACCCCCAAUGCAAGCCUCAUCCCAACUGGGAGGGAGUGAUUCUUCCUGUAGGGAAUGAAUUUGGCUUGGUUUGGGGUUUUCCUUUGAAGCCCAAAGAAUUUGCUGUUAUGAUUUGUUAACCAUAUUGCAAUAAAAGCUGGACAUGAUUCUCAC
This is a messenger RNA of Heterocephalus glaber (naked mole-rat), 2622 nucleotides long. It is a transcript of the gene Evx1, whose product is annotated as even-skipped homeobox 1. Gene Ontology annotation, molecular function: RNA polymerase II cis-regulatory region sequence-specific DNA binding; DNA-binding transcription factor activity, RNA polymerase II-specific. The record is from RefSeq and is a predicted model, not a curated record. Lineage: Eukaryota; Metazoa; Chordata; Mammalia; Rodentia; Bathyergidae. Gene Ontology annotation, cellular component: nucleus. Gene Ontology annotation, biological process: regulation of transcription by RNA polymerase II.